Closterium sp. NIES-67 is the source of this 2590-nucleotide messenger RNA. Lineage: Eukaryota; Viridiplantae; Streptophyta; Zygnematophyceae; Desmidiales; Closteriaceae. The record is from the annotation of a GenBank genome assembly.
AAACUAAGCCCCACAGAAACCUCGCCCCGUUUCACCCCGCUACCCUCGUUUCAACCCUAGUUUCUCUGCUCGUUGAUCUCGUUACCUGGUCGUUACCUGGACUAUCGGCCAGCUCGCGCAAGGAUUUCCCAGCCAUGGCGGCUGUGGAAGAGCCCGUGCAGGCCAAUGGCGGCGCCGCGCCGGAAGAUCCGGCUAUUAACGGGGAGGUUCAGGCGCGCGAUUGGGGGACGGCGGAAGAGCAAGCGGCGCGCGGGCGUGCGCCGAUUAAGAAGGAGUACCUGAUGCCGCCAGGUGGCAGAAAGGGAUUGGCCGCGGCGGGCGAAACGGGGAAGGCGGGGGAAGCGAAAGAGGGCGGGGAGGGGCAGGGGGGAGAAGGCGGAAAGGGGAAGGCGGAAAAGGGGAAGGCGGAGCAGAGGCUGAGUCACCGCGCGCUGAAGAAGCAGCGGAAGCAGGCCCUCGCGACUCAGCCGUGCAACACUGUAGCGCGUACAGGCGACCCGGCCUCGUGUCCGUUUGGCGACACGUGUCGCUUCAGCCACGACCUAGAGAUCAUCCGCGCGCAGCUGCCGCCCACCCUGGAAGGCACCUGCCCCUUUGCCGCCCUCCGCCGCCCCUGUCCUUUCGGCCUGGCUUGUCGUUUCCGGGACGAGAAGCACGGGAAGAUUCCAGGAAGCGGCGCAGAUGGAGCAGAGGGAGGGGAAGCGGGGGGGGGGAAGGGGAAGGGAGAGGGGGAAGGUGCGGGGAAGAAAGGGGAGGAUGCUGAAGGGGGAGAGGGGAAGGAGGUGGGGGAGAAGGGGGGUGAGAAGGGGAGUGAGGUGAGGUACCCAGGAGAGGUCAAUAUGCUGGAUAAGGGACUGCAGUCUAAGCUGUGGAAGAGACAGGUGGACAUGCCCAGAGCCGUUGAUGCGCUUCAACGGAUCGGAUGGACGCGCAAGGUGAAGCCCAGAGGCGAGGCGAGUCUCAUGCCGGAUCUAGAUGAAAACGCGGAGGGGGAGGAGGAGGGGGAGGAGGGGGAGGGGGGGGAGGAGGGGGAGGAGGGGGAGGAGGGGGAGGAAGCUGAGGGGGGGAUGGGGGAGGUUGACAGGGAGGGGCGGAGGAAGGGCGCACUAGCAGCUGCGGCUACAGCCGCUGAAGAGACAGCAGCAGCAGUAGCUACAGCCGCCAAGGGUGCGGCUGUAGCAGCUGGGGGGGCGGCUGCAGCAGCAGCAGCAGGGGCAGCAGCAGAGGUGGUGAAGGAAGGGAUAGGGGCCAUAGGGAAAGAACAAGAAACGGAUAAAGAGGCAAAGGUGGGGGAUGAUAAAGAGCUCCGUCUCCCCUCCCGAGAGAAAAAGCCCGUCGAUUUCAAGGGUAAACUGAUCGUCGCGCCGCUGACCACCGUGGGUAAUUUACCCUUCCGCCGCGUGUGCUGCUCGUUCGGCGCGGACGUGACUAUAGGCGAGAUGGCGAUGUGCGCCAAUCUGCUACAGGGGCAGGCGUCGGAGUGGGCUCUGCUGAGGCGGCACGAGAGCGAGAAGUGCUUUGGCGUGCAGCUCUGUGGGCCGCACCCUGAUAUGGUCGCCAAGGCCGCUGAACUCGUGGCUGAGAACUGCCAGGUCGAUUUUGUCGAUCUUAACGUUGGCUGCCCGAUUGACAUUGUGGUUAACAAGGGCUCGGGGUCCUCUCUCCUGCGCAAGCCACAGCGGCUGGAGCAGGUGGUCCGAGCUGCAUCGCUUGCAAUUGACGUGCCGCUCACUGUCAAGAUGCGAACUGGAUACGCUGAGGGGCACAACGUGGCCCACCGCUACAUCCCGCACCUGCUGGACUGGGGCGCUACAGCCGUCACCCUGCACGGCCGCACUCGCCAGCAGCGCUACAGCCGGCUGGCCGACUGGGAGUACAUUGGGGAAUGCGCCUCAGUCAAACCGGCAGGGCUGCAGUUCAUAGGCAACGGCGAUGUGUUGGCAUACACGGAUUGGAACCAGCACACGGCCAAUGGGAGCGCGACAGCUGUCGAUUCGUGCAUGCUGGCCCGUGGUGCGCUCAUCAAGCCGUGGCUACUGACAGAGAUCACGGAGCAGCGCCACUGGGACAUCUCAGCUACAGAAAGACUGGACAUGCUGCGCUCGUUCACGCGCUACGGGCUGCUGCACUGGGGCUCCGACUCUAGGGGCGUGGAGACCACAAGGCGCUUCCUGCUGGAGUGGCUGAGCUACCUGCACCGCUACGUACCCGUGGGGCUGCUGGACAUGGUGCCUCAGCGCAUCAACUGGCGGCCACCGGCCUUUUACGGGCGGAACGACCUCGAGACACUCUUUGGGUCGGACCAACCGCAGGAUUGGGUCAAGAUAUCUGAAAUGCUGUUGGGCCCUCCACCUCCGAGCUUCCGUUUUGUUCCAAAGCACAAGUCCAACUCAUAUGACGCUGCUGAGAAUGGUUGAUUUGCAGCUGUGUGCACGCCUCCCAAGUUUUUUUUUUUAGCUGUCAUCUGGAUUUUUUCAGUCAGUAUUAUUCCUUUGACAUUUCAAGAUUCCAGAAGUCGGCUUCCGGGGCUUCUAAUACCAUACACUUCCAUCGGGCUGUGUUCUAGUGUAUCUGUCGAAAUAUAGUUAAG